AUGUCUCGCCCACUAACCUUCGGAAUUGAGAUAGAAUUUGCGCUGGCCGCAAUACCCAAGGGUAAGGAGAACCCAUGUCCAGAGCUUGAAGACGAGAUUAGGGGCCGCAUCACAAACUUUGAACUCAACGAAUGGGAUGAUAGGUUCGGACUAAUGAGAAGAUCAGUCGAAAGCCAUGUCGCUGCCACUAUCAGGGCAGCCGGGUUUCCUUGCGACCCCUAUUCUCCUGAUAUGGGGGACGCCACCAAGUGGGAAGUGACAACAGACCCGACGAUCAAAGUCCCAACGAAUGGGCUCAGAUGGUUCGGGAUCGAGAUCAGAAGCCCCGCGUAUUACUUCUGUAGCGAGAGUUUGUAUGCCGUGGCGGAAGUCCUCGACUUGCUCAAAUCCACGUACUGCAUCCAUAUAGAUGGGAAUUCUUGCGGCUUACACGUGCAUGUAGGAAACGAGAAUAGGAAUUUCACUUUCCAGCAUGUGAGAAAUCUGCACGCCUUUCUCUUUGCGUUCGAUAGUCAGAUUUCAUCGCUCCAUCCCCCGUAUCGACAGAAUCGCUAUUGGCUCAAAAGCCCUCGGGCGCUGUUCCAUUGGGGACUUGGUGGACAACGCCCCCCGACUACGAAAGAAGGUAUCUUGAGAUACUUGCAAGCAACUGACUUCAGACAAUUGAAACAGCUAGGAGCCCCGCAUAUAGGGACAAGCGCGGUAAACUUCUUUCACGUCUUCGAAGGCAUGGGGGAAGGUAGAGACACAAAGAGGACUGUCGAGUUUCGCCAGCACGAAGCAUCACUUAAAGGCGCGACUGUUAUAAAUUGGAUCAAGACGGUCGUCGGUAUCGUGGAGUAUACACGUACCAUACAUCCAGAUGCUUUCAUUGAGCUGCUGGCCAUGUCGGUGGAAUCUGAGGACGUGAAAGACGAAGGAAAACCCAUCCUUGCCGAAGAGGGAUUUACCAUCGUUGACCUACUAAGAGCCAUUGGACAAUUAGGACCGGCAAGAUUCUACAAAGAUAGAGGAAUCUUCCGAAACAGGCCAGUUUAUUCGGUAGAUCAGCCGUAUGAGCUCAAGUGGGAUACGACUCCUGGGUAUGAUUGUAUAUAUAGAUAG
Molecule: messenger RNA, 1104 nt
Organism: Amorphotheca resinae ATCC 22711
Lineage: Eukaryota; Fungi; Ascomycota; Leotiomycetes; Helotiales; Amorphothecaceae
Exons: 1
Coding region: 1-1104 (367 amino acids)
Source: RefSeq, a predicted model, not a curated record